Paramecium tetraurelia is the source of this 1188-nucleotide messenger RNA. RefSeq lists its product as uncharacterized. Gene Ontology annotation, biological process: positive regulation of DNA-templated transcription. Gene Ontology annotation, cellular component: nucleus. The transcript is spliced from 3 exons. The record is from RefSeq and is a predicted model, not a curated record. Gene Ontology annotation, molecular function: chromatin DNA binding; transcription coactivator activity. Lineage: Eukaryota; Ciliophora; Oligohymenophorea; Peniculida; Parameciidae.
AUGGCCUUAAAUCCCCCUAUCACUUAAAAUGGAGUUCCAUUAAGAGUGGAUCAAGAGUUCUUUAUAUUGUAUAGGAAAGAAAUGGAAGGAUAAUUUAAGAUUCAAACUAUGGGCAAGUUUAAAGCUUCAGGAAAAGUUUUCAUCACAACAUGUAGAAUGGUUUUUGUGAAUGACAACUUCUAAAGAGACUCUUUUAAGUCUUUUGAUAUCCCUUUGGCUUAUUUGAGUGCUGAGAAGUUCCGGCAACCAAUACUUGGAAGUAAUUUUUUAGAAGGGGAUGUGGCUCCCUUAUACAAUCUACUACCAGGAAGAACUCAUUUUAAAUUACGGUUCAAAGCAGGAGGAUGUGAGAAGUUUCUAAGGAUACUUUUUUCUGUGUUAAUAUAAAUCAGAACGUCGCGAAGUUCUGGAUAACGAGUCCCUGAUCCUCGUAUGAUGGAAAACUUUGCAAGAACCUAGAGUUAAGCCUUAGUUGAUCCUAAUGAUCCAAGCGUCAUCUACAUACAAUAACCAUAGUUGCUUUAAUAAUCUUAUGGAAACACAACUUGGAGCAUUCCGUAAAAUCAAACUUAGUUUUCUCCAAUAGGUUAGCCCAAUAAUAGGAUGCCACAAUAACAAUACUAGUAACCACAGAUGAAAUAGCAGUAUCAGAAGCCUCCUUAACGCUAUCAAUAAUAUUAGUAGAAUCCUUAAGGAUAUCAAUAUUUUUAACAGGUACCGCAGCAGAAUUUCUAGAAUAACCCUUAAAUUGGUAAAGCUGUUAGUUAUCAUCCUGGAUAUUAAUAAUAGACUCAACCAAAUUACACUCAACUUGGAAUGCAAUAACCAUAAUAGUAUAAUAAUCAACCGCCCAAUCCAUAUUAUCAAUAAAGUCCCCCAUAGAAUCAAGCAACCAGCCCUUAUGUCUAACCAAAUCAAUAACAACAACAAUAGUAACCCUAAUAAACAUAAGAGAUUAAAUAACCAUAAUAAGUAAAUGAGGAUCAAGUCCCUUCCAUAUAAUAAAAUCAGAAUUAAUCAAAUCAGUAUUUAGAGUAAAAUAAUAACCAAUAAGAACCUAUUUAAAAUGAAGAAAUAUUACCUUAAGAUUAACCAUAAGUUGAUGAGGUUAGGAACCAACCGAAUACAGCCUUUUACUUUGGAUUUUGGGGUCCUUAGUUGCAAUCAAGUUAAAAUGCAAUAUUGUGA